This is a messenger RNA of Manis javanica (Malayan pangolin), 2520 nucleotides long. Its product is annotated as olfactory receptor 5H2-like. The record is from RefSeq and is a predicted model, not a curated record. Gene Ontology annotation, cellular component: membrane. Gene Ontology annotation, biological process: G protein-coupled receptor signaling pathway. NCBI's taxonomy places the organism in Eukaryota, Metazoa, Chordata, Mammalia, Pholidota, Manidae. Gene Ontology annotation, molecular function: G protein-coupled receptor activity; olfactory receptor activity.
GUCUGGUUACUCUCAUUUGGAAUGAUGCUCAGCUUCACAUCCCCAUGUACUUUUUCCUUGGUUGUUUAGCAUCUGUGGAUACGUCACUCUCAUCCACAGUGACCCCCAAAAUGCUGGUCAGCUUCUUCGCCAAGAGCAACCUUCAGUGAGGACAUGGAAAAGGAAAAUGCCACAUUGCUGACAGAGUUUAUUCUCACUGGACUUACAUAUCAACCAGAGUGGCAAAUACCCCUGUUUCUGCUGUUCUCAGUGAUAUAUCUCAUCACCAUUGUGGGGAACCUUGGUCUCAUUGUUCUCAUAUGGAAUGAUUCUCACCUUCACAUUCCCAUGUACUUAUUCCUUGGGAAUUUGGCAUUUGUAGAUGCUUGGAUGUCAUCCACAGUGACUCCCAAGAUGCUGGUCAUCUUCUUUGCAAAGAGUAAGAUGAUGUCUCUCUCUGAAUGUAAUAUACAAUUCUUUUCCCUUGCAAUCAGUAUAACCACAGAAUGUUUUCUCUUGGCAACAAUGGCCUAUGAUCGCUAUGUAGCCAUAUGCAAACCAUUACUUUAUCCGGUGAUUAUGACCAAUAGACUAUGUAUCCAGCUAUUAGUCUUAUCAUUUUUAGGUGGCCUUCUUCAUGCCAUAAUUCAUAGCAGUUUCUUACUCAGAUUGACCUUCUGCAAUUCCAUCAUAGUACAUCACUUUUACUGUGACAUCAUACCACUGUUUAGGAUUUCUUGUACUGACCCUUCUAUUAAUAUAAUGAUGGUUUUUAUUUUCUCUGGGUCAAUACAGGUGUUUACCAUUCUGACUGUUCUUAUCUCAUAUACUCUCGUUCUUUUCACAAUCUUAAAAAAAAAAUCUGUGCAGGGCAUAAAGAAAGCCUUCUCCACCUGUGGAGCUCAUCUCUUAUCUGUCUCUUUGUACUAUGGCCCCCUUCUCUUCAUGUAUGUGCGGCCUGGAUCGACACAAUCAGAUGAUCAAGAUAUGGUGGACUCUCUAUUUUACACGGUCAUAAUUCCUUUGUUAAAUCCAAUUAUCUACAGCCUGAGAAACAAGAAAGUCAUACACUCACUGACAAAAAUGUUAAAGAGAAAUAUUUAGAUCUCCUACUUGUAUCUGUUUUCUUUUUAUUAAAGCAACACAAAAUUGUGCAGAUUAGAUGUUGCCAUGUGUUGAUUAGGGUUCAAAGGUUUGCAGUUAUAAUUGCCACAGCUUAAUGACUUAAAGUUGCAGUAUCCAAAAUACCUUAAAUAUGUAUGAACGUUAUCAAAUACAUAGAAUGAAUUCUAAGCAAGUGUUCAUUAUAAUCAUACUGUUCAUUAUGGUCAUACUAUAAUAAUUAAGGAAGAAAACAAAUAUAUUACACACUUGCAUGUUCUCAAUAUGGUUCAUAAAUGCAUUAAGUAUAAUAGUGCAAUUCUUCUGAAAAGAAUUUGAACAUGUAAUUUUCAACAGUAAUAUAUACUAUGCAGUCUAAAGACUCACAUCACACUUAAUUCACAGUGCAGGCAGGGUUGUGUUUGAGUGAACAGAGGCAAAUCCCAGAAACUCUGCUAGUUAUCAAAAGGUGUGGCAUUCCACUUUAUAUGGGACAUGGCAAAUUUCACUUCUUGUGGGGAUUCAACUUGAUUAUCACAUAGAGAAGUAAACAGAAAAGAGAAGGCAAAGAAGAAAAAAAGAGAAUGGAGUUAAAACAAUGAAGGUCAGGGAAAACUGAGUGCAUGCUCUCAGUCAAAUGUGCUCCUAGGGUUGCUUCCCAAAAUGAAUUACUGAAAACCUUUUGAACAUACCUUCCUCUCAGGUACAUGCUUUUUUGUUCACACAGGACACCCCACAUAGAUUAGUAUCAGAAAGCUAAGAGAUGAAGAAUUUGAUUGAGAUAGCCAUAGAAAGGAAAAAGGAAGUGGCAGAAUAGGACAGAAAUGAUCUCAACCUUCCUAAAACAUUAAUGAGGCUGAUAAGAAAUAAGUAUUACAUACAAGGUUAUGGGAAUGUAUUGACCACAAGAGGCUUCAAAAUGCCUAUUACCAAAGUUCAAUAAAUGUUAAGAUGAUAUGAUAACAGACUGCCAGUGGGUAUCUGGGAAAUACACGAAAAUGAGGAAGAGUUUGGAGGUUUUGUGCCCCAAAAGUCCUUACGUAUAAGUGUUCAUCCCAAUGCAUACUGUUACUAUAAUGGGUGAUACAUCUUCAGUUCCACCCUGCCCUUCCUCUCUUACCUAUGAUCCCAUACCCAUUCCUAUUAAUAUAAUUGGGGCCUUUCUGCUAAAACUACUCUUAUCUGUCACUUGCAAUAGUCUUUUAACUUCUGCAUCCUGUUGAUAUUCUCUUACUUCUCAAGCUUUGCUCUCAGAAUAUUCUUCAUGAAUAGAACUCUGAUUUAAUAAUAUCCAUCUUUGAUAACUUUUAAUGGAUUGUCAAUGCUUUCAAGUUAUGUGCAUAUGUGAUGCAUAUAUCUAGAAUUUUAUGUAUGAUUAGGCAUCUGUUUAUUUGUUCAUGGACAUAUAGAGAACAUAAUAAAUAAAUGUGUCUACAUCUA